This is a messenger RNA of Uncinocarpus reesii 1704, 2694 nucleotides long. RefSeq lists its product as uncharacterized. Lineage: Eukaryota; Fungi; Ascomycota; Eurotiomycetes; Onygenales; Onygenaceae. The coding region runs from base 1 to 2694 and encodes 897 amino acids. The transcript has 4 exons. The record is from RefSeq and is a predicted model, not a curated record.
AUGCCAACUCUAUCUUAUGGCCUCACAUAUGUUAAACUUCUACUUUUAGCAUUUUUAGUCGGCUUUGCGAUUGCCACUGGGGUUUCUCUGUUUAUUUUUCCAACAACUAGCCGAAGCAUGAUAUUCCAUCAAUUGAGAGGCUACCCAAGCGCAGUGAAAUCUUUGCUUGAUGAACAAGUUACCUACAUCAAGUCAACCGAGAGCGGUGGUCCUUGGAAAAUUACCCGAAUGGCAACGGUCGUACGUCGAGCGACCUCCAGUUUCUCAGGGCCUAGACCCAAUGAUGAAAAGGUCUCCAAGGAAGCACCUAAUACCUUUGAAUCACCUGGCUUAAGAACUGCGAUCGGCAAGCUAAGCGCCAUACAUUCUCAAGUUAAUGCUGAGAUGCGAUACGCCAAGCAAGAGAUUGUCUGGGGUACUUUGACACCAGAAGACCUUGAAAAGCUUAUUUCUUUACUACGAUCUCUCUUUUUGUCUCUAAGCGGAAUUGCUAUGCUUCCGCGCGUAUUCAAGAGACUUACAAAGGCAGUUCAGCCGCAACGAGCAGGAAUGGAUGCUACUAACGCUGAAGUCACAAGGCAAGAUACCUUUAGCCCCAUAGUGGAGGACUCUCCAUAUGAAACCCAAGAGGGCACUCAAGAACAUUUUGUCCAGCCAUUAUGUGAUCGUCUAGAAGCCGCCAAAGCGCUUGUUAACUCUGGCCUACAACAUACCUUCACUACUUUACAGCUUUCAAAAUCUAAAGACUUUUCUACGGUCAUACGGGGAAGAAGAUUUUCGUUUGUUUCAAGAGACGAAGAAGAGGGGGUUGAAACGGGCCCAGGGCAGAAAGGCUUCACAGCAAAUUUUGAAAGGAAGCUCUACCAUUUCUACUCUCAGCGCAAGAAUUUGCCGCAACACUGGGCCAACCUCAAUGCGUUUUCGCCGGCUAGUCACGAUGAGCACAAUCGCUCGCCCGAGUUUCGCGAAAUCCGCAAAGAAUUUUUCGUCAUUUUGUUUAUAGGUCAUCUUCAAGAUAUCCUUCUACAGUCGAUUUUUGAUCUUGUCAAAUUCGCCGAUAGUAAAGUAGCAGAUGGUACCAUGCGGCACAAAAGAGUGAUAUUCCCAAAAUCCGAAUACCUUAAACAGUGGCUUCUUGGCGGCUGGCCGGAGGAAGACGACACCGCUACUAAAAUCCCCGUUGUUGGCGAACAGACAGACUACGAGCCAAGUAUUCACGGGAAGGACCCCCUGAAAACUCGAUUCGCCGACCCCGAGCAUCUCCCACCUGCAAAUAGAUGGCAGAGGUUUGGAAAUUGGCUGCGUCGGCUCUCACAUUUGCUGAGCUCCAAGGAGAGCGCGUUUGGAUUGCGCGUUGCGGUUGCGGCAUUUUGUGUAGCGAUUUUGGCUUAUCUGAAGCAGACGCAGCAUUUCUUUUACAGCAAUAGGAUUAACUGGGCUGUAGUUGUGAUUGUGAUUGGUAUGAGUCCGGUUAGCGGGAAGUCACUGUUUGGCCUGAUAGGACGAAUCGUUGCAACGAUACUCUCGACGGGUUUGGCUUUCGCAGUGUGGUAUAUUGUUGCCGGAAACACUGCGGGGAUCCUGGUGUUUCUCUAUAUAGCGAACUGUCUUCAAUACUACUUCUAUGUGAAGUUCCCGCGAUUUAUUCCAGCGUGCAUUAUUGCGUCGAUUACUUUCAAUUUGGUGAUCGCUUAUGAGCUUCAGGUCCGGAAACUCGGAGUUGCAGUUUCAGCAUCGACUGGAUUGAAUGUUUUCCCAAUAUACCUUUUCGGCCCGUAUCGAUUAGUUGCAGUCAUGGCAGGCUGUGCGAUAUCGUUCAUAUGGGUCAUAUUUCCGAGCCCAACCACAGCGGGCUCUCAAGUCCGCAAGACUCUUGGUCGUGGUCUUUUUGUCCUUGCAACCUUUUAUAAUUGCAUGCAUACUUCCAUCGAAGUUUGGAUCAAUCAAGAACAAGGCGACUUGGACGACCCUCAAUCUCCAGCACGGUUGUUGGAGAACGCGCGAAACAAACUAUUCUUUGAAGAACUAACCUUGCUAGCUGAAAUCCGAAACCAUAUCGAGUUUACCAAAUAUGAGCCACCCAUCGGGGGUCGAUUUCCUAAAGAAAUUUACGAACGAAUCAGCUUAGAAAUCCAAACUAUUCUGUCAAGCAUGGCUUUAAUGGCCCACGUCACUCGCAACUUAGAAAGGAUGGUCCCCGAAGAAUUGCCAUUCCGAGAAUCUAUCAGCACCCGUCGGAGAUGGAGUGCAAGUACAUGGAGCGAUAGUGGUCGGAACGAGGAGAAAUGGAUUGAACACCUUGCGCGCGCGGCGAGUUCACAAGAUUUCCAUUCCCAGGUCAUUACUUCCGUUCUUUAUCAUUUAUCCGCCGCGGUAUCGAACGGACUUUCAUUACCACCGUAUUUAGCGCCACCCCAUGCGUUUCCACUAGCCAGAAACCUAAGGAAGAUGAAUGAAAACCUCUUGGAUAUCCGAAAUAUAGAGGAUCCUUCAUUUUCAGCAUUCGUGUCCGUGGAAGUUCUGAGUUCGGUUGUGAAUUCGAAUCUCAAAACCCUUGUUAGCGACGUAAAGUUACUCGUCGGAGAGCUUAAUUUUGAUAUUUACGUCCAUCGGCACAGACAUCGGAUGCGCGAGCGGCAUGAUGAGCGGCAACAAAGGCAAGGAGAGGACGACCAACGCAGCAAGGAAGGUUGA